AUGGAGGUUAGAGCACUCUGCAUCAGACUGUUGGUGAAUGUAUUGAUGCUGCUGGGUGCACAUGUGCAGCAAAGUUAUCCUCAGGCAGCUGAUGCAGCUUUUCGUAUCGUUCCAACCAGACUGCAGUUCUUUGAAUAUGAGUCUCUGCGUUUCAACUGUGAGGGGUUUAAUGUCUCAGCUGAAGGCAAAGUGAGGAACACGGAUGAAGUUUUUCCAAAAUGUUCCAAUGGCACAGAGACAUCAACAGUGACCUGCACCAUUGACCGUGUAUUUACAUCAGACAGUGGAGAAUACUGGUGUGAAGGUGGAGGAGGGAGAAGCAACAGUGUCAACAUCACUGUCACUGCUGGUUCAGUGAUCCUGCAGAGUCCUGUCCGUCCUGUGAUGGAGGGAGAGUCUGUCACUCUGCGCUGCAGAAACAAGACGUCAUCCACCAACUUUGCAGCUGUCUUCUAUAGAAAUGGCCGCUACACUGGGCACAGCUCUACAGGAGAGAUGACCAUCCGCAGUGUGUCCAAGUCUGAUGAAGGACUCUACAAGUGUUACAUCUCUGGAGCUGGAGGAUCACCAGAGAGCUGGAUGGCUGUCAGAGGUGGUGAUGUCAUCAUGGAGAGUCCUGCUCUUCCUUUGACUGAGGGAGAAGCUGUGACUCUGCGCUGUAGAAACAAGAAAAUUCCCUCUGACCUCAGAGCUGGUUUCUACAAAGAUGGCCUCCUCAUCAGGAACAGCUCUACAGGAGAGAUGACCAUCAGCAGUGUUUCCAAGUCUGAUGAAGGACUCUACAAGUGUCACAUCUCUGGAGCUGGAGGAUCAGUGGAAAGCUGGCUGGCUGUCAGAGCUCAACACGGGGAGGCUUGUGUUUGCUCAGACUUCAUUUAUGUUCUCCUCGUCUUAAGGACGGUGUUCACCAUAGUGAUGGUGCCUCUGCUGCUGCUGCUGGUGGGACUGCUGCACCGUGGGAAACUCAGAGUUACACAAAAAUAACUCAGGCAAACAUAGAUAAAGACGCGUACUUACAUAGUUUGUUUUGGUUUCAAGGUACUAAAAUCAUAUUAGCAA
This is a messenger RNA of Epinephelus lanceolatus (giant grouper), 1059 nucleotides long. RefSeq names its product high affinity immunoglobulin gamma Fc receptor I-like. Gene Ontology annotation, molecular function: transmembrane signaling receptor activity. Gene Ontology annotation, cellular component: external side of plasma membrane. The record is from RefSeq and is a predicted model, not a curated record. Gene Ontology annotation, biological process: immune response; cell surface receptor signaling pathway. Lineage: Eukaryota; Metazoa; Chordata; Actinopteri; Perciformes; Serranidae.